AAAAUAAAUUUUUUUCUAUAAGAGUGGUAAAUUUUUUUGAGAAAGGAACACUGAAACAAAAAGAGAAUCCAUGGCCAUUGAAGGAGAAGCCUCGUUCUCCGCGGCCGCGACGCCGACAUCGAGCUACCCGACGGGAGGUGUUGGUGGCAAAUUGAAGCGGCAAUCCGCGAGGAGGCAUGCGACGACGCCGUAUUCUCGACCACCACAAAACCAGGUUCAAAGGAGGCCGUGGAUCUCGAGAAUCGUCGAUCCUGCUUAUCGGAUUAUCUCCGGCGGCGCCACGAGAAUACUUCCGUACUUCUUCUCGAAAGCCACCUCCGCUCCUGCUCUUACCGCUCCAGACGAUCAAGAUCAACAUCAACAACAAGAUAAGUUGCAGAACAAUACACAGGAGAAUGUUUCGAAUAUAACCACAAAUUUAAAUAAACUAGAGUCAGCAUCAAUUGAAGAGGGAGGUCCUAGUGGUACAGCUAACGAAGGCAAUUUCAAUAUCAGUGCACAAACAAGAGGGAAAACAGCUGUAAAUGAUGCCAUUGCAAUCUCGGAGCUUGAAAGGCUAAUGGAAGGAAAAACGUUUUCACAGGCUGAAACUGAUCGUCUCAUAGAGAUAAUCACUUCAAGGGCUAUUGAUCUACCUGAUGUUAAGAGAGACGAGAGAAAUUCGGAGAUUCCUUUAAGAGAGGGAGCCCAGAAAAAUAUGAGUUUCUUAGAUAAGAGAAAAGAGCCAAUUGGUGGCAAGGAUGUUAGUAGUGAAUUAUGGACUACACCUACCCCACUUGCCAAGUCAAUAAUUUUUGACAAAGACAAACAGAUGCGAGAUGAAGCUGGUCUUUCACCUGCAGAACUUGCUAAGGCAUACAUGGGAGGCCAGACAUCAUCAAGUAGCUCCCAAGGUUUGGUAGCAAGAAAUGAAAAGGAUAUUUUUGAUACGGGUAUGCUUGUCAGAAAAUCAUCACUUGCAUCACCAUCAAGCAAGCCUUCUGCUUGUUGGCCUGGUAUCAAGUCAACUGAGAAAUCUGGCUUUGCAACUCCUCAAAGCCAACGAGAAAGCUUUGGGCUUCAAAAUUUUCCAAGGACCCCAUAUUCUAGAACCAUCCUUUCAAAUUCAAAGUCAAAGUUGAUGCAAUUGCAGAACGAUAGUAGCAAGCGCCUAAACAACAUCCAGUCUCCCUCUCAAAGUGUGCAGACAAGAUAUGGCCAGCUUAGCAAGGGAAAAGAUGGUGGACUUUUUGGACCCAGUAGAAGAUCUCGACAGAGCGCCACACCAUCCAUGGUGUCUCCUUAUUCACGACCUUCCCGUGAUUCAUCUCGUUUUGAAAAUUCUCCGAUCAUAAAAAGAUCUGAAAUAGGGGAAAAGGAAGCAAGUUACCUAUCGAGGUCCCAGACAACAAGUUAUGGUAACCAUAAAGAGUCAGAAGUUGGUACCCCGAAUGUGCCUACACGUUCUAGUCAGAUUGCUAGGACAAUAUUGGAUCACCUUGAACGGACCCAAUCCACCCCGAAAAAUAAAUCUGCUGAGUUAAAGCUUGCCACUUCCUGGAGAUAUCCACAGUCUUCAAAAACCGUUGAACAAAGCAGCUCAAACGUCAACAAUGUGAAAAAGGAUGGGUCAGCUAAAGUGAAUGAAGAUAUGCAGAACAUUUUCUCUCACAAUCAGUCAUCCUUUGUGCUUAAACCUCCUGCAACUACAACUGCCGACACUCAAAAUGGAAUGACUAAGACCGCUCCAGCGUCAAAUGGAAUAUUCCGUGGAACUCAAGCAGUAGGUAGCAGUGGUACCGCAGUCCAAUAUGAGUUAGGGAAGCCUACGGGGUCUCUUUCCAGAAGCACACAUGGAGAGAAAAUUGAUGUCACUUCUUCUCAGGACGCUGCAAAGGCUGUUCCAUAUUCUUUUGGAGGCGAACCUGCAAAUCUCCCCAAACCACCGCUGGGAAAUAAUAAACCGGUACUUCCAUCGAUCUCAAUAACGAAGCCAUUCCAAAAAUGGGCAGUCCCUUCGGGUACAAACGCUGGCUUCACCUUCCCGGUCUCUUCAUCUGAUGGAGCAACAUCAUCAGAGCCCACAACUCCAUCGAUCAUGCCAUUCACAACAAGCCCAGCACCAAGUGGUGGUAUUGCCAUUACAAGUCAUCAUGAAGCAACAAAAGAUGAUGGCACUCCUCAAUUUAGUUUCAGUAGUAAAAGAAGAGAUAAGUCUCCCCUGGUCUUUACCUUUCCCUCGGUGAGCGAAGAGGUGAUCAACGAGGAUGAUGAUGCGAGGUUAGGUAUCAAAUUCACAUUUGGGUCUGAAAAGACGGAGAGAAUAUCGUUCAGCUCAGCAGAAAGUGAUGGUCUUUGCUGUUAGAAAAAACAAAGACGAUGGUCUCUGUUUCUUGUGUAUCUCUUCCAAUUUUUUAGUUUUACCUUUUUAAAAAAAUUUGGGAUUAGAAUUUUGUGCCUAGAUCAUGUGUUUUGAUUUUCUAUUCAUUUUGAGAUGAUUGAUUACUUUUGUAUCUGAUUAAAUCAGAAUAGUUUUUUUCUUACGAGAGACA
Messenger RNA from Capsella rubella, 2531 nucleotides. RefSeq names its product nuclear pore complex protein NUP1. The transcript is spliced from 8 exons. Gene Ontology annotation, biological process: nuclear membrane organization. Gene Ontology annotation, cellular component: nuclear envelope. Bases 71 to 2344 code for a protein of 757 amino acids. The record is from RefSeq and is a predicted model, not a curated record. Lineage: Eukaryota; Viridiplantae; Streptophyta; Magnoliopsida; Brassicales; Brassicaceae.